Moneuplotes crassus is the source of this 3038-nucleotide messenger RNA. NCBI's taxonomy places the organism in Eukaryota, Ciliophora, Spirotrichea, Euplotida, Euplotidae. The record is from the annotation of a GenBank genome assembly.
AAAAUUUUAAUAUGGAGAAAUUUGAAGACAAAGACGAACCCUUCUUAAAGAGGGAGUAUGUCAGAGAUGACGACUCUACUACAUCUGACUCCACACUUGGUGAAGGCUUCACUAAGUUAGAGCCAAAGAAAGGAGCAGCUAAAUUUUGGUUACAUUUUAAGCUGUUACUGCAUAAGAAUUUAUUGCUGUUCUGGAGAAACAAAAAGAUAACACUCUUUCAAUUGUUAACCCCAGUUUUAUCUGUUUUUAUCUUGUGGGUGCUCCAAGUAAUCUUUUCAGACUUACAAGCUGUUACUUUCCCCAAUCCAGGUGAUAACCACCCCGGAUCUCUCCCUUCAUGAGUUGGAGAAGAUUGUGUUACUCUCGGUUAUUUCAUCAUCGGAGACUCAUCUGACGAACAGGCUGAGCAGUAUGACUGGAUCCACCAUGCCAUGCGCUACACAGCACUUCGGAAUGAUCUGGUGCUAGGCAAAGAUGUCAAGAACUUGCUGAUCACUCCUUCGACACGAUUCGUCAAAGGCUACCUUGACAACAAUCUCAAUAAGACUUGGUACGGAAUAGUAUUUUGCACGACCGAGUGGGAAGACGGAGCCACCUCGAACAUUACGAUUCCUUGAAGACCUGCCAACACAGAUCCUGGAAGGCCUGAUGCUGAAAUCAUGUUCUACUCGAUAUUGUACAACUACACUCUAAUGCCGUCAGCAUUCCUGAACAACUGGACAGCGCCUGCUGCUGUUGACGAGAACAUGCUCAUCAUCAAGAACUCGAUUGACAGUGGAAUCGUUGACUACUUGAAGUCGAGAGCUGGCUAUUUCCCACCUAACCAUCUCGAUCGCUGGGACUCAUUUGAUGAUGACGAGCUCAGCCACAUUGAAGUCUCCUGGAGCAACUUCCCACUUGUCGCAUCCAGAGUGUUCAACGAUGCAGACAUUUCGUCACUUGCAGGCACAUUCUAUGUGGCACUUGGACCCAUAGUCACUUUCGUGGUGAUGCUCACAGAGAUUGUGCGAGAGAAAGAGCAGAAACUGCGUCAAGGUCUCUGAGUCGUGGGACUGGCACAUGCACCGUACUGGCUGCAUUGGCUGGUGACUGGAGUGUUCUUCUCGGCGGUCGUGUCGAUAGCCACGAUUCUGAUUGGUCUGGCCACUCAGUUCCAGCUAUUCUUCCACACAAACAUCUUUAUACUGUUUUUCUUGUUCUUUAUGUUCACACUGACUCUGGUAGGAUGCUCAUUUGUGUUCGCAACAUUGUGUCCAAACCAGAAAGUAGCCUACACAGUCAGCUACGCAUUCGUGUUACUCUGCAUUGUGAUCUUGAUCAUGGUGUCAAACCCUCUGGUGUUGUACUUCAUAUUCUUCAACGACAAGUCAGGGUCUUACAUGGGUGUGGUCAGAGCAUUCUUCUUUAUGCUCCCUCCAUUCACGUUCUCACUCAUAUUCGGAAUCGUUGUGCGGAAAUCAACUUCACACUUCGAUGACAACGCCCAGCAGUUCUUGAAAGGGACUGGCUUCGGCUGGGCCGAUCUUACAAAGCCUGAAGUCGGAGAGUUCUCGACAGGUGACACUUAUAGCUCUCCGACUCCGCUAUUCGGAUUCGCAAUAUUGCUGGUCGAAAUGGCUGUGUAUACGAUCCUGGUCUGGUACUUCGAUCAUGUCAUCAGUUCAAACAGAGGCACUGACGAGCGGUUCUACUUCUUCGCAACCAGAAACUACUGGGAGAACCUCUGCUGCAAAAAGAAGGCCAUCCAACGCAGAAGGAGACAAAAAGAACAACAAAUCAGAGCCGAAGUCGAGUACCAGGCUGACUCCAAAGUCGACGACAGCAUCAACCAAGAGACGCUCAAAGUUAUCCAGGACAUGAAAGACGGAGUUCCUUGCAGAGGCAUCCGAGUCACCAACCUGAAGAAGACCUACAAGCGAUACCCAUGUGGCAUCAGGUCGAAGAAAGAUGUCUAUGCGAACAGAGGCAUUUACUUGGAUAUGUCGGAGAACGAGCUGCUGUGCAUUCUGGGCCACAACGGAGCCGGAAAGUCCACCAUGAUUUCUGUGUUGACAGGGCUGACGGCGCCAUCUUCAGGUGCAGCCACUCUGGGCGGAUAUGACAUUGUGGAGGAGAUCGACGAAGUGAGGCAAAUCAUAGGAGUCGUUCCUCAGUUCGAUAUAUUGUGGGAUGAGCUGACAGCAGAAGAACACAUGAGACUUUUCUGCAGAAUCAAAGGCGUACCUGAAGACGAAAUUGAGGAUGUAGUAGUGGAUAAAUUAACCUCGGUCAAACUCAUUGAUGUCAGAAAAGGAAGAACUAAAACUUUCUCAGGAGGAAUGAAAAGAAGACUUACUGUGGCUAUCAGCUGUAUUGGCGACCCUAAAAUUGUUUUCAUGGAUGAACCAACAACAGGUAUGGACCCUGUCAGCAGAAGGCAAGUCUGGGAUUUGAUCCAGAGGCUCAAAAGCAAGCGUCAUGUCAUCCUUACGACUCACGCAAUGGAAGAAGCAGAUGUUCUGGGAGAUAGAAUAGCAGUUAUUGUAGAUGGAAAAUUUAAGUGCAUUGGAACACCUUUGUACCUUAAAAAUAAUUUUGGAGAUGGGUACAGGAUUACGAUAGUUACAGCCCCUGAAAAUAUUGAUAGAGCCAUCGACUUGAUGGAAAAAAUUGUCCCAGCUGCCAAGCUCCUUGAUGAGAGUGGAGGAGCCAUUACAUUCACUGUGCCAAUCAACAACAUCCAGGACAUUGCUCCUAUCUUGAAACUUCUGGAGAAAGAGUCAAAGGAUACUUCAUUGCAAGGUGACGAAGAUCCAAAUCUUGAAGAGUUAAAGUCUAUCGUAACUGAUUGUGGAUUAUCCCAGACAACUCUGGAAGAAGUAUUUAUGCUUGUGACAGGCAAGAAAGAGUCAAAGAAAGGCAGUAAAGUCCCUCAACACAGAGAGCCCUCUCCAGAUAAGAGGAUCAGCGAGGUCAUCACCGAGGAAUACUCGCCUAGGAAGUUUGAGGAGGAUAAGGACUACGAUGAUUCCUAUGAAAAGAAACUUUUGGAUUCCUAA